GAAUGAGAAGUAGGAACGUAAACAGGUAGAAUUUCAACUACAAUUAAUACUUUCCUUCUUAUGUUUUACUGUUUCUGCUCUCAAGGCCACCAGAAGGGAAUUGUGAUAAUUUUUCGAUAUUCGUGUUUAUUAUAAAUCCUCUCGGUGAAACUAGAAAAAGUGCAAUAUUUAUUCUUGCGAUACCUGUUAGUCUAGCUGAUUCGUCACAGAAACAUAACAUAGUUUUCAGACAUGGUUGAACCAAAUUGGAUAGAAAUCAACGAAAUUAAAGGAUUCGUAACAUUUCUAGCAAGUAUCGAUUGGUACGAUCCAUGGUUGAUUGGACUGAUAGCCUUCCAUGUGUGCAUCACCUCAACGGCAUUGCUGACGAGAAACUGUGGCAACUUUCAGGUGUUUUUAUUUUUUGUACUGUUACUGCUGGUGUACUUCUCCGAAAGCAUCAACGAGUACGCGGCGAUCAAUUGGAGGAUUUUCUCAAAGCAGCAGUACUUCGACGAUAAAGGACUUUUUAUAUCCGUUGUAUUUUCCGUGCCAAUUUUACUAAACUGCAUGCUGAUGGUAGGAAGCUGGCUAUAUCAAUCGACACAGCUGAUGACCCGCCUAAAAACAGCCCAACUCAAGCAACAAAUCCGACAGUCCAACAGCAGAUUACGGUUAACCGACGAGAAAGACGAGUGAAACCCGUCGUAUUUUCCAGUGGUUUCGGUUUAAUUGAAAACAAAACGUUGAAAAACAUACCCAUUUUUAACAAAUGCUGUGGGACGAUUGGAGAUAGUGAAUCUUGGUUUUACGCUUGAAAGCAUCGAAGAUCGUAAACGCAAAUAAGGUACGCUUAAAGAUCAUUUCUUUUAUCCCAGGGCACAUUUAUAUGCUCUAUGUUAAAAUUAAAAAAAUUGCUGCCAAUCAAAUAGGAACUUUCUUUACAAUCUUUGUGUUUCAGGUUUAAAAAAAAACAAAGUUUCAAAUUUAAUUACAAUCAUUACUUCCACAAAUAUAAAUGGAUGCUUGAGAAGCUUGCACGAUCCCAUAGGGACAUAGAAAACCGGUCUCGCACACACAUUUCGAAUAGCUCAGCGUGGUGCGGAUGGACAACACUAUUUUGGUGGUAGAGAAACUAUUGAACAUAUUUGUUGGGUGCAACACAUAAACGAUUAUGUAAAAAACAAAAACAGAACUAGAUCGAGCAAGCCCGCAGACGUAUCCUAGUCAAAUAGAAUGGGUGAGUAAAGCUUUGUUUGAUAGCACGAUAUUGAGUAUUAGAAGAUUAUAAGCUUCGAGUUAUAAUUCCAAUUCGAUGACAAAAAUUCAAACUGUGCCACGUUAUUGCGUUGGUACUACUCGGAUUACCUUUUCAUAAUACACAAAGCUUGUACACCAGGAGCAUAUUCCGCCCGCGCUGACAACUUGAUAGCUAAAGAUAACAGACUUCUUGUAUCCAUCACACGUCGUGUAGCUCUUUCGUUUCACGGCAUUAAACCAGCGAUAUUUCCAACAAUAAUCAUGAGGAAAUUGGUAAAAUAACUCAUUCGUGUUUAGUGAUAUGUACAUAGCGCAUAGCAGCAAACACCUGCGAGGAAAGAACUAAAAACCACAGAAUAAAGAGAAUUAUUAUUUUAAAUAGGUUGUUUCAUAAGUGUUUUUUGAAUGCGCUGAAUGCGAAAAUUAUUAU
Messenger RNA from Anopheles coustani, 1669 nucleotides. It is a transcript of the gene Tmem18, whose product is annotated as transmembrane protein 18. NCBI's taxonomy places the organism in Eukaryota, Metazoa, Arthropoda, Insecta, Diptera, Culicidae. The record is from RefSeq and is a predicted model, not a curated record. Gene Ontology annotation, cellular component: nuclear membrane. The transcript is spliced from 4 exons. The coding region runs from base 232 to 678 and encodes 148 amino acids.